AUGACACUUUUCGCUUUGCCGAUAUUCCAGCAUCUCCCGAUCGAGUUCUUUGGACAUCCAUUUAUAAUAGAGUCCUCAGAAACUAAACAUUGCCUUCAUGGAUCUGCCAAGGAUAACAGAGGUGGUAGAAAUGCUGAUAGCUGCGAUGGAGAGCACGACUAUGGGAUGUCGUACCGAAGGUUUCAGGGCACUCGACAGGUUCUCAACAUUGUAAACACCAAUAAUGGAGUAGAAGCUCAAAAUAAACUUUUUAAGUACAGCUACCUACCAAAAUCUGUAGACAAGUCUGCAUAUGGCAUUGUAGUUUUGCUUGUGGAGAGCUUCUUGCCAGACUCAUAUCAAAAGUAUUGUGAUAUGAAUCUAAAACAGAGUAGCCAAUACCGACGCAUCACCAACCUGCCAGGCCACCUUCAUAAUCACCCCAGGCACUUUGUGAAGAACUGCCUAAAGAGACGGUUUGCUGCUGGGGAAUUCCAAGACAUCCAGUGCGUCGAUAUUUCUAAGGGAAAUUUAGAGUAA
This is a messenger RNA of Priapulus caudatus, 519 nucleotides long. RefSeq lists its product as uncharacterized. The transcript has 3 exons. Gene Ontology annotation, molecular function: DNA-binding transcription factor activity. The record is from RefSeq and is a predicted model, not a curated record. NCBI's taxonomy places the organism in Eukaryota, Metazoa, Priapulida, Priapulimorpha, Priapulimorphida, Priapulidae. The coding region runs from base 1 to 519 and encodes 172 amino acids.